AUGUCCAGCGAUACCAACAACUCCACCACUAAAACUACCAACCGUAAUGAGCGUCGAAACCGACAACGGAAUAAAAAUUUCCACCACCGAUAUCUGGCCCUUUGUCGUUCGAAGAACUUCCAACCCUUACCGGAGAUUGUAAAACCGAAGCAGAAGGAUCAAGUGUUUCUCGAUGUGUAUGGUGAUCGAUUCAAAGCGAACGAUUGGCAGCUGAUCGUGGAUGCUUUACGGGAGGAUAAUUCGAUUGACCAUUUGGCUCUUCGCUUGCGGAAAACGCACAUCGAAGGUACUGACGGUUUAACUCCAGCAAGCGUGCUAGAAAGACAUGGAACGGAGAAAGCAGUGUUUCUGGACAAGCGUUUGUUCAAGCAGCUGGUGGACACGCUGGCAAUCUUUCUCCGAACAAACAAAGUGGUGAAGUAUUUCGCAAUCGAAGGAUUCCCACUGGCAGGUGUUCGCUUGUGCACGCUUAUAACGGGUCUGGUGGAUAACACGUCGCUGACCGAGCUGAACCUUGCCAGAUGUUCCAUCGGAGAUGAGGGAUGCAAAGCGUUGUGCAAUGAGGUGAAGUUUUUCCCCAAUUUGCUCGUACUGAACCUGACCGCGUGCCAAUUGACGGCAAAGGGAUGUCAAGCGGUUGCGGAGGUGAUCAAAUUUCAGAAAAUGCAACGCUACGCUGCGAGCUGGGAACAAUCGUUACGCUAUGGCGACAUUAAGGAGGAUAAGCUAAUGGGUCUGCGAUACCUGUACCUGAGCCAUAACCCGGGCAUAGGGGACUAUGGUUUGCUCGAGCUUACGGAUAUCCUAAAGGACGAUGUCUGGGUACGCCAGAUUCAUGUGUGCAACUGCGGAUUGACCGAUACUGGGGCACAGUUUCUAAUCGAAUGCUUGAAUAUGAACGCUGCGAUCGAAAAGUUCGACAUCCGCGACAAUAACAAAAUCUCUAAUGAAGCGUGCCAUGAGAUACUUCUCAAGCUGGGAGUAAAGCUGGAGGAGGACGAUGGAUCGGAUUCAGGAACAUCACCUUCAAAGUAUCCAAAGACUAUGGCUGGAUUGAGGGAGCGCUGUGAGCAUUUGGAAAUGCAACUGAAUAAUGAGCGCAACAGAAGAAGCCAGUUGGAGUCACAGCUGGAGCAACAGAACCAGCAGCUCGGCGACUAUGCUACACAGCUGAAGGAACUGCAGUUUGAAAUGAACGCUUUGAUAAAGUCACGUAACGAUGUCUUAGAAAUGUUGAAAAAAGCUGAAAGCAAAUCCACAAAGGCAAAGAAGGCAGGACCUAACGCUCCUUUGCGCAAAUCUCAAAGCGACGCAUUUGCAAUAGUGAGCCAGGAAGUUUCAGCGUGUGAAACGAUAAUGGCCAACAUUUCAAAGUCUGAAAUAGUUCUUAAUGCAGAAAAAGAUCUGUCUACCGUAUCUACCGCUAAUCGUUUUAUUGAACGCUCCAUUGGUGAUGGUGGUGGCGAUGCAGUAGAGAAGGAGGCUGAAUCAAUUCCAGAGAAAAUUUAA
Messenger RNA from Anopheles maculipalpis, 1509 nucleotides. RefSeq names its product protein Cep78 homolog. Gene Ontology annotation, molecular function: protein binding. Gene Ontology annotation, cellular component: centrosome. The record is from RefSeq and is a predicted model, not a curated record. The coding region runs from base 1 to 1509 and encodes 502 amino acids. The transcript has 5 exons. NCBI's taxonomy places the organism in Eukaryota, Metazoa, Arthropoda, Insecta, Diptera, Culicidae.